AUGGAGCAAAACAAGGAAGGGUUUCGACCAUUGGACAUAGCUUCAGGUUUAGGACAUGUAGAGAUAGUGAAAGAGCUAUUAUUGUGUUUGAAUGAAGUGAUUUCUUUCUCAGCUGAAUGUGUUAAGGAUUUGACGGAUCUUGAAGAAACGACAUUCCAUUUGGCUGUCAAAUAUGACAGAUUUGAGGUGUUUAAAAAGUUGGUGGAAUGGCUUGAAAAGCUUGGAUUGCCGGAGAUUGUGAAUUGGGUUGAUAGAGAUGGAAACACUAUUCUCCACUUUGCUAUUGUAGAAUUCCUGCUCAACAAAAACAACAUUAUCAGCACACUAAAAUUGAACGAAAGGAACUCAAAGGGUCUAACACCAAUGGAUUUAAUUGAUUUACUGAUGGAAAAUCCAAGUGAUGUUCAGCUCCAUGAAACCCUGCGACUCGCCAGAGCUGUCAGAGCUCGAUAUAUCAAUAUCACAAACACCAUAUCAUCAUCAUCAUCAACAAUAGCUUAUUCUAAAUCUCCAGAGCAGAAUGCAACAGAGACCGACUGGAUCAAAUACUUUCGGUACAAGCACAUGAGAGGCUCGUCGAGUGACACACGCAAUGCGCUUGUAGUAGUGGCUGCACUAAUAGCCACUGUCACCUUCCAAGCAGGAAUGAACCCAUCUAGUGGUUUCUUUCCAGAAAAGUCUAAGUCAAGUAUUUCGUCAAACACUUCUGGUGAAGCCCCUCCUCCUCGACAACGUAAUCCAACAUUUUUUGUCAGUGGAGCUUUUGCAAUUUUGGGUAGUAAGGCUACAACAAACAUGUUCUUGGUUGGGUUUUGCAGCAUCAUUAAGUGUUAUAACAUAUCUCACAGCAAGAUUCCCUUUCCAAAGGGAGCUUCACAUUUCGAUAUACUCUAUAGCUUUUGGUUAUGGAUGGGCAAAUUGAGCCUGACCAUGGUGAUCUCAUUCUCAUUCUCGGAAUUGCUUUUGUUGUACCCUUUUUACUAA
Messenger RNA from Humulus lupulus (European hop), 984 nucleotides. RefSeq names its product ankyrin repeat-containing protein BDA1-like. The coding region runs from base 1 to 984 and encodes 327 amino acids. Lineage: Eukaryota; Viridiplantae; Streptophyta; Magnoliopsida; Rosales; Cannabaceae. The record is from RefSeq and is a predicted model, not a curated record. The transcript has 3 exons.